AUGGGGACGGGUUCGGGGGGGUACGUCCCCGACCCACUGAUGAUGAUGAUGCCGGGUCUGACGGAAGAAGAGUGCGAGAGGUACAGGGAGCUACUGGAGAUCAGGUGUCAGUUUCAAAGGAACAGGAAGCUGGCCGAGAGAAGCCAGGGAGGAAGAUCAGGGGGUGAGGAGGAGGAGGAGGAGGCGAGACGUGUGAGGAUGAAGUGGGGAGUGACCCAACAUUCGACGUAA
Coregonus sp. 'balchen' is the source of this 231-nucleotide messenger RNA. Lineage: Eukaryota; Metazoa; Chordata; Actinopteri; Salmoniformes; Salmonidae. The record is from the annotation of a GenBank genome assembly.